Molecule: messenger RNA, 2838 nt
Organism: Prorocentrum cordatum
Lineage: Eukaryota; Dinophyceae; Prorocentrales; Prorocentraceae
Source: the annotation of a GenBank genome assembly
GCUCGCCGCCUCGAGGUCGCCGUCGCGGGCCACGCGAGCGCGGUUUCCGUGAGGUGGGGCGACGGCGCGGCGGCGCCAGGCGCCCCCGGAAAGGCGGCGCCCGGCAGCGGGCUGCAGGUCACGGAGGUCGAGGUGAUCUCGACCACGCAGGCCGUCUGCGCGGACAACCACGGCCUCACCGCCGUCGGCCCCAGCCUCUGUCCCGACGAGCCCGGCGCGCUGCUGGGCUGCGACGACGUCGGGCCCGGCGACCUGUGCGAGGGCAGCGGCGAGUGUUUCACCGACGACUUCCUCGACAACUGCGGAGGCUACGACGUGUACUUGAAGAGCGAGGCCCAGCAGCCCCUCCGGCCUGAGGAGGGCCGCUGGGAGGCGGAGGAGGAGGAGGAGGAGGAGGAGCCCGUGGCGGCGGGCGCCGAGGGCGGGGACAGUCGCCUGUACCACGCGGUGGACAGCCACGACAACUUGUCCUGGGACGACGACGCCCCGGAGCCCGGCCUCUACAUCGAGGCCGAGGGGGGGGCCCGGCUGGACUCCCGAAGGGCCAUGGCGACGGCCCUCGCGACGCGCGAGGCCGGGCAGGCCGUUCGGCGCGGCCGCCUGGCCGGCGGCUCCGAGGAGGCGGCAGAGCCGCCCGUCGGCGUGGCGUCCCUGAUCGGGCUGCCGGUGGCGUACGGCGAGGACAGCAGCGCGUGGACUGCUGGCCCCGCCCACGCGACGAGCGAGACCGUCACGAGCAUCACGACGACCUACAGCCUCACUGGGAGCACCAGGAGGCUGCAGUGGACCGUGACGUCCACGACCACCUUCUCCACGGAGGAGCAGGGGCACGCCCCUGCCGCCGCCGCGCCUGCGCCCGAGCCGGCGGCCUGGGCCCCCGCGGCCCGGCGGCGGCCGCGGGCCCCGCGAGGGGCCCCUGCGCCGCCCCAGACAGCGCCCGCGGCGGCGCAGGUGCUGGGAAGCGUGCGCGCCGGCGACGGUGCUGGCACUGUCGGCCUGGCAGCCGUGGCGCCAGCCGACGCGGGCCUGGACCCGCUGCCAGAGGUCCCAGGGUUCCUGGCGUCUAGCGGGGGUCCCGCCGCGCGCGAGGCCGCCGAGCGCACCGUCACGUGGCAGCUGGCCGUCAUCGGGGCCAUCGCCGCCGUGGCAGUGCUGCUCCGACCGUGGAAGGCGGCGACGCUGCCGCAGAUCGCCUACGACCACCUGCCCGACGUGGACACGGAGGCGCCGCUCGCCAUAGGCGCGCCGCAGGGGGACUGGUGGGACGACGGCGCCCACAGCGGCGACGCCUUGCCAAUGGCCGGCGUCGGCCUGGGGGCCAGCGGCCCGCGCGUGUUCCACAUCGGCAGCCCGCGGUCCUCGCCGGCGCAGUCGCGCAGCCCGCCGCCGGGGCAAAGGCUUCCAGGCGGGCGCCGCCAGCGGGCCUUGCCGCUGUCGCCCUCCGAGACCGAGCCAGAGGGCGAGCCCAGCGGCGCCAGCUGCGCCAGCUCCCGCGCAGGCUCGCCAGGCCGGCCAGGCGAGUGCAGCACCGCCUGCAGCAGCGGCAGCUUGGCGGCGACCACCAGCGCAGGCGGCGAGGGGUCCCCCGGCUGCGGCGCGGGCGCGGCGCCGCAGGCGGAGCCGCCUCAGCCGAGGGGGCAGCUCGCGGCGGCCGCGGGCCGCUGCAGGGAGCGGAGGGGCGCCGUCGCGGGCGGGCGGGUGGUGCUGCUACACGCCUCCCCGCUGGUCAUUAGGAACCCGCAGAGGCCAGGGCACCUGAUCAAGGUGGACGAGCUGGCGGUGGAGCGGGAGUGGGACGUGAUGGUGCAGGCCUACGACCAGGCCGCGCAGGGGCUGCGCGGUGGGGGCGCCGUGCCGCGCGGGGGGUCCGCGCGCUGGCAGCGCCCGGGCGUGUCGCUGUCUGCGGAGCUGCUGACGUCCACCUCACUGCAGCACAACCUGGUGCCGGUCAGCGGCGACGCCUCGCCGCGGGUGCUGCACCUCUCGGCGCACGGCUUCCAGGGGGACCUCCUCUUGGAGGACGGCCGCGGUACCGCCCAGGUCUUCUCCGCCGACCAGCUGGAGGGGCUGCUGCGGCUGAGGGACCCCGAGCCCGAGCCGCCCGAGGGAGGCGGCCGCGGCAGGGGCGGCCUGAGGCUCGUGCUGCUGAACGCCUGCAGCCUGGCGUCCGUGGGCAGGCAGCUCGAGAGGAGCGGCGUCCCCCACGUGAUCGGGACCUCGGUCGACCUGCUGGACUCCGACAGCCACUGCUUCCUGCGCGCGCUGUACUCCUACCUCUUCGCCGGCAGCUCGGUGUGCAGAGCCUUCCAGGCGGCCCGCGUGGCGCUGCUGAACUCGGCCCAGGCCUCCAGCCGCAGCGCGGCCGGGCACUUCUUCCUGCUGCCCGAGGACGGGGACCACUCGGAGGUGCUCUUCCGCCCGCAGCGCCCGGCGGCGCUCCCCGCCGCCGCGGCGCCGUGGCCGGCCGACUGCGAGGACGGCGGCUCCUCCUCGGGCCACGCCGCGGAGUGGGACGGCUCCUCCACCGGCGGCGAGGAGAGCGGCUCCGCGCCCUCGGAGCGCGGCGCACGCGACUGCCAGCGCGGGGCCGGGUCGGGCUCCGACGAGCUGUCCUUCGCGCUUGCCCUGAUCCCUGCGCUGUGGCGGCUAAGUCUCGCAUUGGGCUCUGGCGGCCGCAUCUCGCUGAGUCGCGGCAGAGAGGCCUGCAUCUUGCCCAGGUCCGAGGUCCGUGGGUCGCUCGCGCACGGCGGGCGGCGGCUCGUGAGGACGCAGGCCGUGUCCGUGUCCGCGUCGGUGUCCGUGCCCUGGCAGACCCGGCUGUUUGGCGACCCGGGUUAA